Molecule: messenger RNA, 1030 nt
Organism: Paramecium primaurelia
Lineage: Eukaryota; Ciliophora; Oligohymenophorea; Peniculida; Parameciidae
Source: the annotation of a GenBank genome assembly
AUGGUGGAAAAACUUAUUGAUAUUAUGCAUCAUAACUUUAAUAGACCUAAAGUACUCGAUAUCACAAUCAUCAAAGAACAACAUAAUUGUAUUAUUGUCAAAAAAUUCUAUUUCUUAGAUUUUGGCUUACAUAUAACAAAGAAGAUGAAUUACUUCAAAAAUUCAGUAAUAAUCAAUCAUAAUUCCCUCAACUAACAUAAUCAUUUGAUGCAAUCUAUCACUUUUGCUCAUAAAGACAGUAUGAUACCUAGAAAUACAUUGUAAAGAAAAAAUAGAGAGUAGAUGAAAAUAUACUUGAAAUUGUAAAUAAGGUUACUUAUAUUUAAUGUUCGCACUAAAUAUCAAAGGAUUUAUGGCAAAGUUUCAUAUCAAAAUUAUUUAUUAACUGUUAUUAAAAGUAAGCACCUAAUGCCCAAUAUAAAGCUUAAAAGCAAUUUAGUUCCAAAUUCUAAACUCCAUAAUAAUCCCUUAAAAAAUAAUAUAAAAUCAGCAAAUUCAGAAAAGGUUUUAAGCAUAAUCAUAAGCAACUAUCCUAGAAGUAAUCAAAAACUAAUUUGAAUGAAGAAAAAUAUCUGAAUUUCAUAAUUAGUUUAUAUAUAUAAUUAUUUAAUUGUGAAAUAGAUGGAAUUAGUAAAGAGAGGAUUUUAAGUUUUGAAGUAGAUUCACAGCAAAUUAAUUCAUAAAUAUUAUCAACAUCUAUACAGAAAGAGAAAAUUAAGAACAUUCUUGAUGGGAGUAGGUAGAUAUAAAAGAUUAUAAAAUUAUCAGGGUCAUUGUAUUUAUUGAGAAGAUUGUCACAAUUUGUAAUGUUAUUGACACCUUCAAUUAGAAGAAAUCUGCUUUAUAGAUAUGGAGAAGAAUCUUGGGCUGUAGUUACAGGAGGAUCAGAUGGGAUUGGUAAAGAAUUUUGUAUUUAAUUGGCAAAAUAGAAAUUCAAUAUUGCCAUAAUAGGUAGAAAUGCCAAUAAGAUGGAUUAAGUUUGUUUAGAAUUAUAAGGUUUUGGAGUUCAAACUAAAUUUAUUGUAGCUGA